GGAAAACCGUGCUCCAUUCGGAAACCCUGCUGCUUAAAUGCAGAGACCCAGGAAAGCGAGUCCCAUGUCCAUCUCCUCCCAACCUGACCUCAGAGAAAUCCAAGACCACUGGAGAAAUCCCACCCAAAAGUAAAAAGCAACCUCUUCUGAGAGCUCUUCUUUCUUCUCCCUUCUAAGAUGAUAUGAAGCCCAUCAUGAGGUUGUAAAGCAUCCCAGGGAAGUGGUUGUGUUCCCUGUCCUACUUUUCUUAAAGGUAUGUAUAAAAACCAGCUACAAGAGCUAGCACAGAGGAGCUGCUUCAAUCUCCCCUCCUAUGCUUGCAUAAGGGAAGGACCAGACCAUGCACCAAGGUUCAAAGCCUCGGUUAACUUCAAUGGAGAGAUCUUUGAGGGGCCAAGCAACUGCACCACUCUAAGGCAGGCAGAGCAUGCUGCAGCUGAGGUGGCCCUCACCAACCUCUCCACCAGAGGUCCUUCCAAGUCUCUGGCAGCUAGAGUCCUUGAUGAGACUGGGGUGUACAAGAACCUUCUCCAAGAGACUGCUCACAGGGCUGGCUUGAAGCUCCCUGUCUACACUACCGUGAGGUCAGGGCCUGGCCACCUCCCUGUCUUCACUUGCUCUGUGGAGCUCGCUGGCAUGAGCUUCCCUGGUGAGCCAGCGAAGACCAAGAAACAAGCUGAGAAGAAUGCUGCCAUGGCUGCUUGGUCUGCUCUUAAACAAAUGCCAGAUUUGGGUUCUUCCUCGCAGCAGGCCAGAGAGAAAGAGAGCAGUGAAGAGCAGGAAGAGGUGGUUGUGACGAGAGUUUUAUCUAAUUUAAGGCCUAAAGAGGAGAGCAAACCAGUGAGACACAGGACUCAGCAUCAACAGAGGAGCAGGGUGGUGUUAGGCUCUAGAGAGGGCACCUCUGCUUCUUCUUCUCUCUAUUCUUUAGCAUUUCAUCACAGAUGGAAGGUCUUGGAUCCUCUGCGUGCUCAGCAACAGAGAUGUUUCCUAGCUCCCAAGAUAUUACCACCAAUGACCUUGUUGCAGCACUCUUCCAUCACCUCUCAAGAGCCACCUUUCUCCAAGGACAAGAGCAGCAAUGUACCUCUCUUCUCAUCAAAAAGACCAAUGCCUUCUGCACCACGGCUGGAAGAGAGACCAAAGGAUGAGGAACAGAGCAAUGGGAAUUCGCCGGCGAAGCCAUAUACUCCUACGCCGGCGGCCUAUUCCCGGGCUUUUUCUAUAUCGAACACGUCGGCCGCCAGCCGAGUGAUGGAUCAAAGAACCCAGCAAACCCAGAUGAGUGCCCGGCCAUUUUGUCCCUCUCCUUGUACCAAUCCUUCAACUGGAACAGCUUCCUGCAAGAAAUCUACAGGCAAUUCCAUUUCCAACAGUGUUUGCCAGUGGUGGAUACCGUCCGCCCGGUGUUGCUCCUGCUGUGCAUAUAAGAUCUGUGAUUCCGGUCUGCGCUGCCCCGCCGAUGAGGCCAGCAGCUAACACCAUACCAGUCCAGAAGAAAGAAGGAGAGAUCUCAGCAGCCACCACCUCAAAAGCUCAACAGGCUCCACUUAUGAAGAUGGGAUGAAUUACUUUGAAGUAUCCAUAUAAACUUUUAAUCUUAUCAUCAUGCAGGUUUUGAAUUUUAUGGGUUUGUUUUUGAGAACUCUCUCUUGCUUUUGCUUCUUUGAAUUCAUGGAUUCUGGCUCAUGGUUCUUCAGCUGAUGGUGGUUCCUCAGAGGAAUUUUGUCACACCUUGCUAUGUAAUCGAUUAACUUCUACUCUAUGUUCUCCAUGUUUUCAAUGACAACUUAACCGCAGACUAGAA
Phoenix dactylifera (date palm) is the source of this 1807-nucleotide messenger RNA. RefSeq lists its product as uncharacterized. NCBI's taxonomy places the organism in Eukaryota, Viridiplantae, Streptophyta, Magnoliopsida, Arecales, Arecaceae. The record is from RefSeq and is a predicted model, not a curated record. Gene Ontology annotation, molecular function: double-stranded RNA binding.